AAUGACAAAUGACAAACAUGAAAAAAGUGUUAUCGCCAGGUGGAAAACAAUUUUUUUUUAAGCUUUUCUUUUAACUGUGAUUGUAAAUAAAUAUUCAAUUUAAUUAAACCAACAUGCCUUUAAAAGUAUUAUUUUGAUUUGAAUGCAAUAAAUAUUUUGAUAUGAAUACAAGUGCGUGAGUGAUCAAAAAUAUUGUUGUGUUCUAGUAAGUCCUUUUUUCUAAUUGUAGGACAUUUCUAUUUUUCCAGAUAAAAAACCAUCACAAAAUGAUUGGCCAUAGGACGAGAAUUUCGUCUAGUAGUUGUGAUCAAAAUUUACAAGCUGUAUAUGCUAAGAAACACGGAAAAGAUGAUCUUUAUGCAUUCCAAGUAUACGCUUGUGACUUUUGCGAUGAAGCAUUCUGGAACAAGUAUACCUACCUAGUCCAUAAUGCAAGUCAUAUAAUUAUACCAUUAAUGAGGAAGUCAUACUUCAAAUGUAAAGAAUGUAACCGACAAUGCAGAACAGGAAGAAACUUAGAGAAACACAUGAAAAAAUAUCACAAAUACUCAAAAAAAUCUCUUAAAAAUGACACUAAAAUAGGUAUUUUAGAAAAUUGUAAUAAUUUAAUUUUAAAUGAUAAUGUUUUAAAUGAAAAUGAUGAUUUAAAUGAAUGCAAAAUACAUAAAAGUGAUGAUGUUGAUAUAACACCUGUGGCAAAUGGAAUUUUGCCAGAACCUGUACUUAGAAACGGGAGUGUUGGUGUUGAGAUAAUCGAAAUAGAGUCUGACGAUGAUAUUAUUAAGGUUAAAGAAGAGUUUGACGUUAAAGAAGAGUUUGACGUUAAAGAAGAGUUUGACGUUAAAGAAGAACUAAUAGAUGGUAAUGAAAGAAAUAGAAUUCAAAAUAGACUUAUUUUUGAAGACGACAAUGAAAUUGAAGGUAGUAAUGAUUUGGUUCAUGAUCUGACGGCUGAUGUUAAGGUCAGCAUGGACUUUGAGGAUUGGAUUAGUUCAAUUGUUAUUGACAAAAACGAUGAAGCCGCAAUUGAGAAACAGAGUGAGGAGGAAUGGAGGAAUAAAACUGUUGGUUACCAGGAUUUAAUCCAAAUGGAGGAUGUUGCUUGUAAAUAUUGUAAUAAAACAUUCCCUAAUAGGUUAUUAGCUAUACAACAUGAGACAUCACACAUAGCAUCAAAAAGGCGUCGCCCAUUCCUCUGCAAGAUUUGUGAUUGGUAUGUGGCCUGUGACCCCCAAAACCAGCGCAAGCAUUACUCAAGAUGUCACCCGGACGCGGACAUGACAUCACUUGCAAAAUUAAAUCAAAAGAAAUGCUCUGAAUGCAAUUUGAAUUACGUAUCAAAAUAUAAACAUAUGAAGAAUUAUCAUAAACUUCCCAUUGAGAAGGAAGACGCUGAUGAAACUGACCAGGGGAAUGUUUCCAAGCCCGUAUUUUCAAAGAAAAUAAUCAAAAUCUGUGAUUUGUGUUCGUCUUUCUUGAAAAAUUUGUCUAAUUGUCUGUAUUAUAGCACUGUUGGUGAGAAAUGUGAUGCCGGCGCGAGGCAGACUUGUGAACGAUGUUUUAAACAGUUUUUUAGCGUCAAGUUGGUGCAGAUAUCUUGUAGGAAUAAGAAGCACUUUGGUGAUAAGAAGCCGAAACCAAUGAUGAGCGUUAAUGAUAAAUUGAAGAAAUACAAGAAGAGAUUGAAAUUGAUGAAUAUAAUUCGGAAAUAUUUGUUUUUGUUUUAUUAA
Messenger RNA from Amyelois transitella, 1730 nucleotides. RefSeq lists its product as uncharacterized. Gene Ontology annotation, cellular component: nucleus. Lineage: Eukaryota; Metazoa; Arthropoda; Insecta; Lepidoptera; Pyralidae. Gene Ontology annotation, biological process: regulation of gene expression. The coding region runs from base 267 to 1730 and encodes 487 amino acids. The record is from RefSeq and is a predicted model, not a curated record. The transcript is spliced from 3 exons.